AUAAAAAUAAAAUAAAACAAUGAAACGCCUGGAAUGCGACUCUGACCCGCCGGCCCAGCCAAGCCGCCUUCGGGUGCUCUUUGCAGAUGCACCUUAUUUUAUUUAGCUGGGCUGAGGCGCUCAACUCAGGGUCCCCCGCUCCUCCUCCAGGGCUUGGAGAAAGCAACGUCUCCCCGCUUCCCGCGUCCUUGUCCCCAGCGCCGGCUCCCGGUCACCAGUUAGGAUGCCUUCCGGCCGGGCGGAGGGAGGACGCGGGCCUCCCACCCCAGCUGGGCUCCUCACUAGAGCCCGGGUCCAUCAGCUCUGCCAGAGUAGGAGCCGCUGCCUGCAGCGGGCGCCCUAGCCCUGUCGCGGGGUCCCGCGCCGCUCUGCGGCCUUGCACGGAGCCGGUGCCCGGCAUCUGCCGGUGGGGAGGGGAGUCUCUAACUCGUCCGGCCUCCCACGCUCUCCCCUCGCGCCCUCUCCCCCCCCCAGCGCUGACGUAGAAGCGCGCACGAGCGGGGGGAGUAGGCGCCCCGUCCAAGCCGUCCGUGGGCGGGGCGGAGGGAUGUGGGGGGUGAGCUUAUCUCCAUUCUUCCUGGGAGGCGAGAAGCUUUUCGGCGCAAAGGGACCGGCGCGGGAGGUUCCUAGCAGGUGCGCCAUCGGCUCGCGGCUCGCUCUGCUCUGCUCCUCUGCGCUUCUUCAGCAGCCGCCGUUGCCUCUGCAAGCCAUGAAACUGGAAAGUGCCGCUGACUCGCAGCUGGAGUUCGCCAUUGCCACGGAAAGGGAUUUUGAGGAGAUCCUGGCCAUUUCCAAGGGGAUCUACGGGGGCCUCGACUAUCUCCCGAGCCGCUACCAUGCUUGGGUCCAUGAGCCAAACCGCACCGUGGUGCUGGCCAAGAAGAAUGGCGUGGUGAUAGGGCUCCAGUCAGUCUACAUCAUUGACGCGGGCGAGACCGCCCUGGUGGAGGGACUGCGUGUGGCACCCUGGGAGCGUGGCAAAGGCGUGGCUGGCGUCUUGCAGCGAUUCUGCUCUGCCAUGGUGAAGGAGAAGCAUCCGGAAGUCAAAGUGUUACGCCUGACCCGGGAUGACAAGCUGGGCCCCAAGGACUUGAGGAAAUAUCGCAUCAUUGCAAAACAGGGGAUCCUUCUGGUGCGCUUCCAGGCCCAGGAGGUGCUGUCCCGUUUGGACGCUGCGGUGCUGGCGGAGGGCGGCUUCAGCCCGGAGCCUUCGGAGCUGCUCCUGGAGAAGGAGGUGCCGGAGGUCGUCCUGAGGGAGGCCUUCCGGAGGGAGGUCCUGCCCAACCAGACCAUCAUCCAGGACUGGCAGCCCUUCCAGGCCACCCGGAGCAACCUCAGCCUCCUGCAGAAGAAGAGCCUCUGCUGGGUGGUAGAUCAGAAGGCCCGCCCGACCGUGGCCACCCUGAGCACCCAGCCCUUCCCCAUCCCGCUGGGCAAAGACUGGCACUACCUGAACAUCGACGCCUUUGGCCGCAGCCUGGCCCACCUCAAGAGUCAGCUGGUCCACCACCUGCGCCUCCAGCUGCCCGCCCUGCAGGGAAGCGUCAUGUGCCAGCUGUUCCUGGAGCCCCAGCUGUGGCUGGAGAUGGCGGCCUUCUGCCAGGAGGCCCUGGGCCUGGAGCUGGCGAAGGACUACACUGAGCAGUACCUGCUGGAGGCCGACAUCUGAAGGGCAGAGGCCCCCGCCCUUCCCGAGCCCGCUUUGUCCACCAUGGGUCUCCCCUGCCUUUCCGACAGGCCGGAUCUGUCCUCUCAGGUGGGCCGCACAGGCCAUCCCGGCAGAGAAGACGCAGGCCCAGGAUCCCCCCCCCCCGUUGGCUCUGCCGCCAAGGCCUGCAGCCACAGCCCUUCCCUAGGAAACAGCCCGGGGGAAGGGGAGGACGGGUGGCUUCUCCAGAGGGCUGGGCCCCAAAUUGUGUCCUGGUCUCUCUCUCUCUCUCCCUCUCUCUCUCUCUCUCUCUCUCUCUCUCUUUCUCUCUCUUUCUUUCUCCUCAGUCCUGUUGAGAGGUGUCUCGCCUGCCCUCCCCCCACCCCCCAGCUGUUGGCCAUAUCUAGUUAGUCAUAUUUAUUACAUUUAUACCCCACCGCAGCCCCACAGGGCUCUUGUCAUAUUGACAGGAGUUCAAACAUGGUGAAAAUGUCAGUGGUUAACCUCCAUUUAAAACCAUCCAACACCUGAGAUGCUCAAAUCAGAAAACCCGAAAGGGAAGCCCAUGUCCAGUCCCAAAGGCCUCUGCCUGUAUUUCUGUCCUCCACACUCCAGGAGGCGCUGAAGCCGGAGCUCCCUGUCCAGUGGGAGGCCAUUGCGGAGGGCCUCUGUGCACCUCCUCCCCUCCCCCCCACUGCCCUGGUCCUCCCAAGUGCGGAAGACCCCCAGCUGCCCUUCCAGCGAGAUUGAGCGCAGGGGCUGAUUCGGGGGGGGGGGGGUGAAGGCAUUCCAGAAGCAUCUGGAAGUCAAGCCACAAAAGGGAGUGUCUCUGAGCCCCUGGAGCUGUCCCUGGGGGCCAAGGCCCUGGUGGGUGUAAGGUGGCCCCAUCGGUGAGCGCUGGAUAAUUGGCAGCCCUUUGCAUGUGGGGGCAACUGAGGCUCCUGCCCUACUCUUAGAGGCAGAGCCUUGAACCGCGUGCCAAGAGGCCCUGUGGUCAAUCCUCUUGCCCCAAGGAGGCCCACAGCUGGGCAGUGGUCAAGCUUUUUGCCUAUUGUCCAAAGUAGGAGGCCCUCUCGGCCGUGGGUUCUCUGCCAAGAGCUGCUCCUGGGGCCAACCAGGCACCCCGAUGGACAAGCCGUAGCUCCUCCUUGCUCCAGAGCUGCGGAUACCCUCAGCACACUGACGGUGUUGAACCCCAAACUAACCUAUAUCUCAGCCAGCGGCUUCACGCAGUGGUAAAACUGGGUUUAAGUUGCACCUUCCCUCCCUCCCUUUCUUUCACCCUGACUGGAGCAGCCUUUGUGAGGAGCCCCCAAUCCGGACCAAAGUCCCUAAGGAUGCCGGGUGGAUGGCGCCGAAAGCUGCUGAGGGGCCCGAAAGGAGCUGGACCGGGGUGCUCUUCCCAUCCAGAUCCCAAGAAGGGAUCUUAUCCAGUAGUGCAAUCAAAGCUGCUUCCGUCCCUGACCAGGUUCCAGGCCCUCUGCUUUAUCUCAAGCUCGACAGCCUACUAAGAAAGAAGGGCAACAGCUAUGCAGCCCCUCCGGAGGCAGGGAGGCAGGGGAGGCACGCCCCAGCUCCCUUCCAGGCCACCAGGAACGGCCCUUCUGCCUGGAGACGCUGGCCGUCUCCUGGACGGAGGGAACAGCCUCCCUUGGCAGCAGAACGAAGCCACAAGGGCCCAAGCUGCAGGCAGAGAGGGCAUCUGAGAGAGCGCCCUGCCCCCUUCCCCCGGGGGAACCGGCCAAGCUUACUGGCAGGUCAAGUGGAGCCAAAGCACGGAGUGAAAGUGAGUGGCGUUGCUGGCCCAGCAUUGGGCCAGCUGGUCACAAUGCCAGCAAGAGGCCCUUGCGACAGGAUCAGCCACUCUAAGAAAGGCCGCUGGACAGCAGCCCAGAGCCCAGGAAGGAGGGAAAGGGCUUGGCCUCUCUUACCGCCACCCAGAAGGGGUGAAACGGGUACCCAGCUCAGUCGGUCCCUCUCUUGCCCGUCCGCGCAGGUUCCGGGAGCUGACUCUGGGCCUUCUUUCCCGGGGUCCUGCAGAGACCAAGGAGGUGCCCGGGGCUGGCCAGUGGAGAGAGGCCAUUUGGGAUCAGUUGUGCCAUGGGCCCGAGGCACUGCUUGUGGCCAGCGGUCUUCCCAGUCAGGUGGUCGAGAAGGUCCCUGGCGCCCCUCAAAGCCAGCCAGACCCCUGGGCAUCUGGGGCUCACUGUCAAAAUGUUGAACCCUUGCAGAGGCGGAUGGCCUUAGGGACACUCUGACCAGGAGGAAGGGGGGGGACACCCUCCUUGUCCAGAUCACAAUCGCUCUGCCAUGAAAGAAGGCAGGGGGCAUCAGGGCUGAGGCUGCUUGAGGGAAGCCAUGAACCCCUGGGCUCUAGGAGAUCCAGACCAACCUGCAGAGGGCUUGGAGUCCCCAGAACCAAAGUUGGGGGCCUCAACUGCCAGCUGCCUCCCUAGGCAUAGGGGAGUAGGAGGGGAUCCAGGUGGUCUGAUCUAACACAAAGACACGCACUCACACACCCCCUCCCUUUGCUCUGGGCUACAUACAAAGUCCGUAUACAUCAACCCUAUCUCUACCUCCAACUCUGAAAGGACCACACAGCCACCUUCGGAACACGCCCCAAGGCUGGCUGUUUGUCUACCACAGCAGGCAGCGGGGCAGCUUUGCAGGUCUAGGGCCAAGGCUACAUCCAGGUUGGGGGCGCAAUCCCAAGGGGCCCAGCUGCUUCUGCUGCCCCCCACCGCCCUGGCAACAGCCACGUGAUUACGGUGAGGGAGCCUGGCAACGGGGCCGACGUAGGUGGUGCUCCUGGCAAUAGUCAAUGUGGCCACGUGAGGCAGGGGGGAGGGUGGCACCGGGUCGCCACGUCCUAUUGCUGGGCCCCCCUGCCCAGUUUCCCCAAGUGUCACGUUCAAAGUGAGCCUUGUGCAGUAUUAGAAGAAGCCUCUAGAGGCAAAUCCUUUCCCUCCCACCUGGGCUCUGCCUGCCCCCAACAGCCUUUCCUCGCCCCUGGUUUUGCUCCCUGGGGAGGCAGAAGGAGCGUUGGCACCGGGCAUUGUCAGCCGCCCUUGCAACUCAGUCCUCCUGGGGGGGGGAAGGGCGUGCCCCUCCCUCAUAAGUGCGGAGUCCCUCGUUCACUCUGAGAGCUCUCCGGAGGCCAUUUAGAGGGGGGGGGCUGCCUCCGGAUUCGCUUUCCUUCGAGCGCAGCUGCAGCCUCUCUGCCUAAUUCUCCCGGGCGGCUUAUUUAGGGCCUGCCCCACAGGGCCAGUUUUCCUCCGAAGGUGGGGUGGGGCAGCCAGGUGCGGCAGAGCUGGAAGGGGCUCGUUCGGCUGGGGACGAAAAGCAAGCAGACUCGCAGCGCCUGUCAGCCAGAUUGGCAGACCCAACGGCCUGCUCCGCCCCCAAAUGCCUCCCUCAUCAGGGCCUUUUGAUAAGCAGCCAAUGACUUUUGAGGGAUGGUGCAAAAAAGGCACGAGAAACACCUGAACGAAUUAAAGGCGUAAGAAAAAAAGGGAAAUCGAGCUCAGUCUAGUUGACGCCGUUCUUUCCUCCGGGACCCUCCUGGCCUCUGCCGCUUCUCCCCUGCCCUUGAAACGCCCUUUUGAGGAGCUCAGCUGCUCCGGGCUCCCCUCCCCUCUCCUUCUCCGGCCGGCGGCCUUGGGGCCUCCUCGGCUUCCUUUUCCCUGAAGGGCCAGAGAGACUCCGUCUCGCGUCACUGCCGCCCCCAGCAGGGACCUCCCCCCCCCCGCCGCGCUUCUCCUGCCGCACCGCCACAACAGCAGGCAGAAGCAGCGAACCUUUAUAGAGCGGGACUUGACUUGUUUGUAUCCUGCCUUUAUUAUUUUCAUAAAUACCUCAGAGCAGAGAACACACAUAGCACUCCUUCCUCCUCCUUCCUCCCCCCAGCAACAACAACCCUGUGAGGUGGAUUGGACUGAAAGAAAGGGACUGGCCGACUUUCGUGUUUCAUUUCAGGUCUAGAACUCGCCGCCUCCCGGUUUCUAGACCAGCACCUGAACUUCUACACCUUCUUCAAUCAAUAUUUGUUCCUUGCAACCUGCCACCAUCUCCCUUGCUAUCGGCACUUGCUGCCCUUAAGUUUUUCCCACUUGAUAUCUUUAGGGAGCAUUCUGGCAAAGUCAACUGGUACAUCACUUCGUGCUGGUUUUUCAUUUAUGUAGGAUUCACAAUUAUUUGUUCAGCUUGAAUAUAACCCCUGAUCUUUGAUAGACUAACAUCCUCCUCGCAUUUUCCAAUGUAACCAGAAUGGCAGACCAUUCACAUCUGGAGCAGAACAUCUGUCUCAGAAUCAAUGGAUAUCCUUUCUGGGGAAGUUUCAAGAGAGGCUGGGGUGGCCUCUGCUCCCACCUGGCAAGGAGCUGGGCUGGGUGACCCCCAUCCCACUGGUUCCAAUCUGCCCUUCUGUGACUCUGUGACCCACGUCCAAAGCUCCCGGCACACCUGCAUCCCCAAUCAGUGCACCCCAAACCUUCCCACAGCAGUUCCUUCUAAUCUACAGAGAUCACAAAUGUAAUGUUAAGAAGAGACAUCAUCUCUCCUUGGCUUUUAUUGUCUGUCCAUUCUCAAAACAUUUGCCUAGUGAACUGUUUAUUCUCAGACAUGCUCCAUCAGUUCCAGAAAUGCAGUUUUGUCUGUGUUCACUGUUGUCACCUUUUGCUUCCAGUAAAAGAAAAAGAAACGUCCUGUACAGUUGCAGCCUUUGCAGAUAUGUUGAAAAAGUCACACAGCCAUAAGCAACCCACUUCCCACUUUUAACAAUUCUCCAGUUAUACUGCAGGCUUAACCAUUCUCAAUAUUUUCACAGUAUUUAGGUUUUCAUUUUCAUUAUUCAUUUUCUGGAAGCUAACAAUAAUAUUAAACAUACUGAAUGCCA
Molecule: messenger RNA, 6542 nt
Organism: Crotalus tigris (Tiger rattlesnake)
Lineage: Eukaryota; Metazoa; Chordata; Lepidosauria; Squamata; Viperidae
Gene: NAT16
Product: N-acetyltransferase 16 (putative)
Exons: 4
Coding region: 548-1669 (373 amino acids)
Molecular function (GO): acyltransferase activity, transferring groups other than amino-acyl groups
Source: RefSeq, a predicted model, not a curated record